Messenger RNA from Carcharodon carcharias (great white shark), 1127 nucleotides. RefSeq names its product solute carrier family 66 member 3 (gene slc66a3). The transcript has 5 exons. The record is from RefSeq and is a predicted model, not a curated record. Bases 211 to 624 code for a protein of 137 amino acids. Lineage: Eukaryota; Metazoa; Chordata; Chondrichthyes; Lamniformes; Lamnidae.
UGAGUUUCUGAGAAGCCAGGGGAGGCGGGUGCGAGAAAGGAAGUGACUGGAGAGGAGCCUCUGGCACCACAAACGCCGUCGAUCCCGCCUGUUUUUCCGGUCGCGUAUGAGGUCGAUAUUUAUGUCGAGGCGUAUCCGGAAAAGCUAUCUCAGCCAAGGAAGAAAGCGGUUGCAGGCAGGGGACAGGGGGUGGGAGGGGGAAGCUGAGAGAUGACACCGGAGUCAGGGCUGCUGCUGUUAGCCAAUGUCAGCACUCUGGCUGUGUGCCUGGUGCUCAAGCUGCCGCAAAUAUUCACAGUGGUCGCCGCAAAAAAUGCCCGAGGACUCAGCGUCCGGAGCUUGCUCCUGGAACUGACCGGGUUUCUGGUCUUCCUGACGUACCAGACUUACUAUGAAUACCCACUGGCAACAUACUUGGAGUAUCCAAUCCUAAUUAUACAAGAUGCUAUUCUCUUGAUGUGUGUUCUCUUUUACAAUGGAAACAUUGGGACAGCUUUACCGUACUCAAUACUAUUUAUCCUUGGUUGGCGUCUCAUAACAAUCCAUAAGUUUAUCAUAGAUUUAGCUAUGGCUAGAAAGGUGGACAUUGGAAGAUGGGGAAGUCCUGAAGUGGAAUACAAGUGACGAUGUCAGGCUUCAACCUUAGCAAGAUGGUUUUCACCAAUGGGGAUACCUAGGGAUGUGGAAUGAGAUCAACUAUAGCUGCUUUUAAGGUGUCAGAUUUGGCUCAGUGGUACCACUCUUGCUUCUGAAUCAGAAGGUUGUGGGGUCAAGUUCCCAUCCAGAAAUUUGAGCACGUACUAUAAACUAAAACUUCAGUACAGCACUGAGUGACUGCUAUCUUUUGGAAGAGACGUUAAACCGAGGCCCCGCCUGCCCCCUCAGUUGGACGUGAAAGAUCCCAUGGUACUUUUCAAAGAAGAGCAGGAGGUUCUCUCCGGUGUCCUGACUGAUAUUUAUUCCUGAACCAACAUCAUUUGAAAAAGGUUAUUUGGCCAUUACCUCAUUCCCUUUUGUGGGACCUUAUUGUGCCACAUUCCUACAAUAUUGGCUACUCUUCAAAAGUACUUCAUUGACUGCAGAGUGCUUUUGGACAUCCUGAGGUCAUGAACGAAGUUAUAUAUAAA